CUCCACCCACCACCCAAGGAAAGGCCCUGAAGUGCCGCUUAGGCUUCCGACUAUGUCGGGAUCAGACUGAAUGUGUUAUUUUUAGCCACGUUUGUGAUGGAGAGAGAGACUGUGAGGAUGGAUCAGAUGAAGAUGAAUGUGAAGCAACUGAAACUCGAUCUUCUGUAGAAAAUCCAAGCUCAAAUCAAUUGCCCCCAUCGGAGAAACCCAAUAAUACUCCUCCCCCCAAGCCAUCCUGUAGAAGUCCAUCAAUGCUGUGUCCAAAUUCAUUCCUUUGCAUCAGUCUAAAACAGCUUUGUGAUGGAAUUAAAGAUUGUCCUGAUGGAUCAGAUGAGAACUGUCUGACAAGAUGUGUUUAUGAGGGUGAGUUUCUGUGCAAGGAUCGUAGGAGCUGUGUCUCGAAGACUCUGGUUUGUGAUGGACGCUCUCAUUGCCACGAUGGCUCGGAUGAAGUUGACUGUUCGACUGUAGCUCCCCGCUUGACUACCACAAAUGUCCUGAAAUGCCAUACAGGCUCAAAGCUAUGCAACGAUGGCACGGAAUGUGUUUUAUACAGCCAUGUUUGUGAUGGAUUAAAGGAUUGCUUGGAUGGAUCUGAUGAAGACGGAUGCCAGAAAACCUGUAAACAAGGUGAAUUUCAGUGUGCCCAUGGUGCAAUGUGCAUCUCUGAGGUCCAAGUUUGUGAUGGGAGGGCUCAGUGUCGUGACCGUUCUGAUGAACUGGACUGUUGGGAACAAAGCAAAAGCUGCGAGUAUCGCUGUGCAGAUGGCCAUCGCUGUAUCCCAAAUAAAUUCUUGUGCGAUGGAGAGCUAGAUUGCCGGGAUGGCACGGAUGAACUCGGCUGUAAUCCUGUGACCAUAACAGCCACACCUAUGCUUCUGAGUCCUGAAUCAGUUUGCAUUGCUCCUUCAGUUCGCUGCCCAGGUUCAUCAUUGUGUAUCUCUCAAAAUCAGCUCUGCGAUAGAAAAAAAGACUGUCCUGAUGCAUUUGAUGAGAGGGACUGUAUUUUCCAGUGUAAGAGCCGAACUGAUUUCUUGUGCAGUGACCGGCGAAAGUGCAUCCCCACAAUCCACGUGUGCGACGGCCGUGCCCACUGUCCAGACAGCUCAGAUGAGCGGCAGUGCGAAUCAGUGGAUCUUGCCACUCCUUCUCCCCUGGACAAAAAUGGUGCCAUGUCACCUCUGAAAUGUCGCAAAGGAUUCAAGGCUUGUAAAACUGGCCUGGAGUGUGUGAUGUAUAGCCACGUGUGUGACGGUGAGGAUGACUGUCAGGAUGGAUCAGAUGAAGAGGCAUGUGCCACUCAGUGCAAAUCAGAUGAGUUUGAAUGUCAGCACGGUAAUCGAUGCAUCGCACCAGAGAAGGUAUGCGACGGACAGUAUGACUGUCGGGACCGAUCCGAUGAAAUGGACUGUGAAAGUCUAACUUCGGGCUGUCAGCACCGCUGUGAUAAGACACGCUGCAUACCAGCAACCUUCCUGUGUGAUGGCGAGAGAGACUGUGUUGAUGGAUCAGAUGAGAAGAAAUGUGGUUUGGCGGCCUGUGAAGUUGAACAAUACCGUUGCAUUAGCGGCCAGUGUGUAUCUGAGGCUCUUCGAUGUGAUGGCUACGCUGACUGCAGUGACCGCUCUGAUGAGGUCGACUGCGCAAGACCCCCACGCUGCCCCACAGAACUGCGAUGCCCUCACAGUCACGAGUGCCUGCAGAGCGAAUGGUUAUGUGAUGGCGAGGAUGACUGCAAAGAUGGCUCAGACGAAAAGAACUGCUUGACUAAACCUCCAUCAUGUAGAGAAUACCAGUGGCAGUGUGAAGGCAGCAGUCAAUGCAUUCCUCUAUUCUGGAGGUGUGAUGGGAAGACGGACUGUCACAACAGCAUGGACGAGGGCAAAUGCAACGAGAGAAAGUGCCCGUCUCAUCUUUAUCAAUGUGGCAGUGGUGAGUGUGUGAACAUGCGACUGGUGUGCAACGGCUUCACCAACUGUGCUGACAGUUCAGACGAGGGUGUGGGAUGCACACUGCGCAACUGCUCCAGUCCAUUAGCUCCUCGGUGCGAACAUAGUUGUGUCAGCACGCCAAAUGGACCGAGGUGUUAUUGUGCAGCAGGUUUCACACUACAUUCCGGUGGUGCGUCUUGUGUGGACACCAACGAGUGCAAUUUGUUGCAGCAUGAGGCAUGCAAACACAGCUGCAUCAACACCCGGGGAUCCUACGUGUGCCAUUGCCACCCUGGGUUCUACCUGGAACCAGACAACAAAAGCUGCAAGACAAAGGAUGAGCCACUGCUGCUGGCAUCAGUUCAGUCAGAACUGUUACUUCUCGGCAUUCAUACUGGCACCUUACGUCUUCUGUCUUCUGCCAAUCGACCUGUUUUUUCACUGGAUUACCACUGGGCUCAGCAAAGAGUUUACUGGCUGAGUCCCGACUACCAGAGCAUCCGUUGGGCUGACAUGACAAAAGACUCAAACAAAAAAGGGACUCUUAUCAAAGGAGUGAAGUCUGAUUUCAUUGCCAUAGACUGGGUUGGUAAAAACCUAUACUGGGUGGAUGGACUAGUUGGACAGAUUCUGGCGGUGCGACUUAGUGAUACUAAAGUGAAAUCUGAAGAUUACAUUGUGGUCCUGGCUGAAGAUCUCGAGCAGCCCCGCUCGCUGGUCUUGCUGCCACACAAAGGGUUAAUGUUGUGGUCUGAGAUUGGCAGCACCCCUCAGAUCCAGCGGUCUGGGAUGGACGGCUCAAAGAAGAAGGUCGUGGUGAGCAGUGGCUUGAGCUGGCCUGUAAGUUUGGCCUAUGAUUUCCUGGAUGACCGUGUGUACUGGGCUGACGAGAAGAUAUGCUGCAUUGGCUCUGCCACCCUGGAUGGAGAUUAUAUAAAGAUCCUUCAGUUAGCUGAAACUCCAAGCCCAUUCUCUGUGGCAGUCUUCAAUGACCGGCUUUUCUGGUCUGACACAAAACGAAGAACCAUCCGCUCAGCUGACAAAAACACUGGCAAAGAUCAGAAGGUCCUUCUGAAGAGACCAGGACAGCCUUUUGGGCUCAAGGUGAUGCAUACCCUCUCUCAGCCCUCUAUAUCAAACCCCUGUGACCAGCUGCAAUGCUCCCACCUUUGUCUCCUGACCCCAACGCAGAAGGUACUAGUUAAAGAGCCAGCAGCAGUCUGUCGCUGCCCAAAGGGGCUUCUACUUUCUAAAGACAAGAUCAGCUGCUCUCUGCCUUUGGAAUCCACUUUUAUCUUGCUUCUGUCCAACACAAAGGUCUAUCAGAUUUACCUGAAGUCCUUGCGUAGCGAUGGGGUCGGUCUGAAAAAUAUGCCGAACAGCCGUGUUAUGGCCCUUCCCGGUGUUGUUAAGGCCUCAGGAUUCGAUGUAUCUAUCCAAGCAUUGUCUUUAUAUAUGGCUGAUAGUGGCCAAGCUACUGUAGAUCUGUUGAACUUAAGUGGUCCCAGAUCCAGGCAGGGACUGACACCAGCCGGGCGCAUUCUAAGGCUUAAGGAUGAUUCAGUCGUGGCUCUGGCUGUUGACUGGGUGACCUCCAACCUCUACUGGAGCAGUAAAAAAAAGCCUAAUCUCCAUGUGACCACCCGUCAUAAAAGCUACACCACCUCUCUGCUGCAGGGAUCACUGGCGGGCACAACAUCCAUUGCAGUGCAUCCUCCCUCAAGUCAACUUUGCUACACAUCCCUUGUGGCUGGCGGCAAGAGGCAACAUGAGGUGAGCUGUGCCUGGAUGGAUGGGAGCAACAAAGCAGUGCUUUGGAAAAAGUCCAACGUCCCCACAUCAUUAGUCUUUUCCAACAAAGGGACCACAAUCUACUGGGCUGACACAGGAGAAGGCCUAAUCUGUUCUAUUGGACUUGAUGGAUCUGGCUAUAAACAGUACAAAACGGGGCCAGGUUUGCUUACUUCUUUCACAUACACUGAGAAUAUCCUGCUCUGGAUAACCCUGGAAAAGGAUGUCACCAAAAUGUGGUUCAGCAAUGGCCUCCAGCCUCAACAGUUGUGGUUUGAGUCAAAAACCAGCCUGGUGCAAAUUAAAGCUUACAGUAAUGACAGCCAGGAAGGAUCAAAUAGGUGCUCCAACAAAAAUGGGGAGUGUGCGCAUCUUUGUUUGCCUUACCCUGGAGGUCGCACAUGCAAGUGCAGUCGUGGAUUUUACAGCAUCAGUCCCACUUCCUGUGCACCCGAGCACCCGUGUCCCAAAGGAGAGCAAGCUUGUCUUGAUAGCAGCAAGUGCAUCAGCAGCAAGAAGUUCUGUGAUGGACGUUUGGACUGUCCGGAUCAAUCCGAUGAACAGGACUGUCCAUAUAUGAACUUUCCUCUUGGAAAAAAAGUUCAUGACGACCAUCUUCCCAAGUCUUCACUCUCACCUCCUCACCAAAACCCUCCAAAGGACACUUUCGCAGACGAGGACUCUGCUUCAUGUGGUCAGCAACACUGUAGCGGUCAUGGCCGCUGUGUUAUGCAAGGCAAAGCCCAUCACUGUCACUGCAUCGCUGGUUACAAGGGAGAGUUCUGUCAAGAGGAGCAGAGUAGACGAAGCCAUGUGGGGGUUGUCCUCGGAGUAGUCUUUCUUUUUGCUGCAUUCACGGUUGUUGCUUUCAUUUUUGGAAAAAGGCACGCCUGGGCAUUGAUCAGAGGCCGAUCACCAGAGAAAGAAACACUCAUGGAUAAUAUGGGCCUACCUGAUGAACACUUUGAGACUGACCGUGAGGAGCUUGAUUCCACAAUAGAUUUGACGAACCGUCCUGUAGCUUCAUAACAUCCAAUAAACGUCUGCUGGCAGAUCAGC
Molecule: messenger RNA, 4781 nt
Organism: Entelurus aequoreus (snake pipefish)
Lineage: Eukaryota; Metazoa; Chordata; Actinopteri; Syngnathiformes; Syngnathidae
Gene: lrp13b
Product: low-density lipoprotein receptor-related protein 2
Exons: 26
Coding region: 252-4751 (1499 amino acids)
Molecular function (GO): protein binding; calcium ion binding
Source: RefSeq, a predicted model, not a curated record